Messenger RNA from Wallemia ichthyophaga EXF-994, 1917 nucleotides. RefSeq lists its product as uncharacterized. The record is from RefSeq and is a predicted model, not a curated record. Gene Ontology annotation, molecular function: hydrolase activity, hydrolyzing O-glycosyl compounds. Bases 1 to 1917 code for a protein of 638 amino acids. The transcript is spliced from 8 exons. Lineage: Eukaryota; Fungi; Basidiomycota; Wallemiomycetes; Wallemiales; Wallemiaceae. Gene Ontology annotation, biological process: carbohydrate metabolic process.
AUGGUUCUUCAAACAUCCAAUAGCAAACUAAGCUUCCACGAGCGUGAAACGGAUAUUGAAGAACAUGGCGUGAUAGGUAAUUGCAUGACUGCGGCUUUAGUGUCGUCGAACUGUACCACUGCUCAGCUCUCGAUGCCUUAUUUCGAUUCCCCUAGUAUCUUUGCGCGCAUUGUUGAUGUGAAGAAGGGCGGUCAUUGGAGUAUUGACCCACAAACAGCCACUGUAAACAAGCAGAUGUAUCUCCCAUCGACCAACAUCCUCAAUACAAAGUUCCUGGCUGACGACGCCGUUGCUAACGUAGACGAUUUCAUGCCCCUCAGCAGCCCCACACAUCUCGUUCGACGCGUCGAGUGUCUCCGCGGGACAAUGUCGUUUGUCAGCGAAUGUGCUCCUGCAUUCAACUAUGCACGUUCGGGGCACAGCGUGCGCGUCGAUAGCGGUAGCAACACGGCCUACUUCGACUGCCCUGACCACAUCAAUCUCGAUUUGCGCUGUACUGUCGGCGCACCAGAUGCGGUAUCAGAUCCAGCGGUAUCAUUAACAUCGCACAAUGCAGCUGAGCGCGGCUUCCUCGGCGAUGCAGUAUGUAUAAAAUUUUCACUCUCCGAAGGCCAAGUGGUUACUUUAGUCUUGUCGGAAAGAGAGGAUAAUAGUACAUCCCCCACCUUCGCUUCUACAGAACACCUCCUCGAAUCCACAACGCAGUACUGGCUCCAGUGGUCGGCCAAGAUGCAGUACAAGGGGCGGUGGCGCGAGCAAGUGCUGCGCUCAGCACUCUCGCUCAAAUUGCUCACUUUUGCACCUACAGGUGCCGUGAUUGCCGCACCGACAUUCUCCCUGCCUGAAGACUUACACGGAGCGGGACGGAACUGGGACUAUCGCUAUGCUUGGCUUAGAGAUUCGUCCUUCACCGUCUACGCCCUCGUCAGGCUCGGUUUCAAAGAAGAGGCAAAUGCGUAUGUUGACUGGAUAGCUUCCCUGCUCGAGCACCCAAAUAGCGACGGUAGUCUGCAGAUCGUCUACACCAUCCAUGGUCAGCGUGAGAUGCCAGAGAUUGAGCUGCCCCACCUAGCUGGUCACAGGGGACAGAAGCCGGUGAGAAUUGGAAAUGGUGCAGCAGACCACCUCCAGCUCGACGUCUACGGCGCUGUCCUUGAUGCCGUCUAUCUUGCUCAGAAACACGCUAACCCGCUAUCGUACGAUUGCUGGGUAGGCAUGCGCAAGCUUGUUGAUUAUGUUUGCGACGCAUGGAAUCAGCCAGAUCUUUCUAUUUGGGAGGUUAGAUCUCAGAAGCAGAAUUUCUUGUAUUCCAAGGUCAUGUGCUGGGUGGCUAUCGACCGCGGACUGCGCCUUGCAGACAAGAGAUGCCUACCUUGCCCCAAUCGCCUCAAGUGGCUCGAAAAUAGAGACAACAUUUAUGAGGAAAUCCAAGAGAAGGGGUACAAUAAGCAGUUAGGUUUCUUUUCGCAGAGCUACGAGAAUAGAGAUGUGCUAGACAGCUCCAUCUUGAUCAUGCCCCUCACCUUCUUCAUCGCGCCCACCGACCCGCGUCUGCUAUCCACACUCAAGCACGUUUUAUUAUCACCUGAAAAGGGUGGGCUUACUUCAAACAACCUCGUAUCGCGCUACGACGUAACGAAAGCGAAUGACGGAAUUGGGGGUGAGGAAGGAGCGUUUGGGCUAUGCACGUUGUGGGCGUGUGAGGCACUAUGUCGCGCUGGUGCAUACGACAAAAAGCUGCUGUCUCAGUCUGUCGUUAUGCUCGAGGACUUUCUGGGGUAUACUAGCAAUCUGGGGUUGUUGAGUGAGGAGAUUGGCAAGGGCGGACAGGCCCUGGGUAAUUAUCCGCAGGGCUUUAGUGCGGUUUCUCUUAUCUCAGCCUGCUUCAACGUCGAUAGGGCGAUUGAGAAGAAGUAG